AAAGUUAAGAACUGAAUUAACAGGAAAAGGUUCUAUUACAAUUGACGAAGAAGAAAUCGAAGAAUUUGAUGCUGACAUCGAAGCCAAUGUAAAUAGAAUUGAAUCCGAUGUUGCAGAAACAGCCCAACAGGAAGGAGAUCGGCAAAUAAAUAAAUUUUUUAAAGUUUCGAAAAAAAAUCAA
Racocetra fulgida is the source of this 181-nucleotide messenger RNA. The record is from the annotation of a GenBank genome assembly. NCBI's taxonomy places the organism in Eukaryota, Fungi, Glomeromycota, Glomeromycetes, Diversisporales, Gigasporaceae.